Molecule: messenger RNA, 702 nt
Organism: Cynara cardunculus var. scolymus (artichoke)
Lineage: Eukaryota; Viridiplantae; Streptophyta; Magnoliopsida; Asterales; Asteraceae
Exons: 1
Coding region: 130-618 (162 amino acids)
Source: RefSeq, a predicted model, not a curated record
UUCCUUUCUCGUAAUUUCAAUUCCUUUCCUAGCUUCACAUAUUUAAACUCUUUCAUCUCCACACACACACACACACACACACUUUUUCUAGAUUUCGAUUUCUAGUUUUAUGUAUUAGAAUUGAAAAACAUGAGCAAGAAGAGCAUGUACCAGAAAAAUCUAAUGAUAAGGGUCAUCACAACGCCUUAUAAAGCCCUAUGCAAAGCCAAAGAUUUGUACAUCAGAAGCAUCACCAGUUGCGCCAACCGCACUACCUAUGGCGGUUCAGCCAUCACCUUCGGAACCCAAUUGCCCAGAAGCAGCAGCAGCAGCAGCAGCUCCUGCGAUGAAGAUCUGAGGGAGCUUAUCCGAGCCAACUCCACAACUAGGAUGGGAGAUCUUAGCAUAAACAGCAGGGCAGAUCUGGACUUGUAUAUAAAACAGCACAUAAUGAUGGCGUCUCGACGGGUGCCAAGGAGUGCCAGUGUGGGAAUGGGUAGGAUUGAUGAAGAGGCUCCGGUGUCCAACUUUGGCGAUGAGGAUAAACCAGAGAUGGGCAGCAGAAAGGCGAAGAGUGAUCAUUUGACAUUUUCCAGGAGCAAAUCAACAACUGCUAAAAUCAUCCAUAGAUAUUCAUGAGGAAUUUCUUUCAUUUCAUGCUUGUAAAAUUCAUAAAUUUCUUCUACUUCCAUUAAUUCACAACCAUCGGAUCACUUUUUACCA